Molecule: messenger RNA, 399 nt
Organism: Trichosporon asahii var. asahii CBS 2479
Lineage: Eukaryota; Fungi; Basidiomycota; Tremellomycetes; Trichosporonales; Trichosporonaceae
Exons: 1
Coding region: 1-399 (132 amino acids)
Source: RefSeq, a predicted model, not a curated record
AUGUCCGCCGCCUCCGUCGCUGUUGUGGCCUCGCUCGCCCUCUUCUCCACAGCCUCAGCCAAGCAGUGGAUCGAGGCAGCCGACUCAACCCCAACAUGGCACAGCAUCCUGCUCUCGGAGCAGUACGGUGUCUUCCGCUGCCUCGACAAUCGGGACGGCCGCAAAUCGCUCGGCAACCCGGUGCAGGCCUGGGAGUGUAACGAGAACAACAACCAGCAGUGGCGCUGGAUCGACGCGCUGGACCGGGAAGGGAACCUUCCGGCCGAGCAGCGGGCCAAGUUGCUUGAUGCUCAGAGAGAUCACCCGCCGUUCAUCUAUCAGCUGAAAGAUACCGAGCUCUGUCUCGGCUAUGCCAUGGACAGCGUCGAUCUCAGUAAGCCCAGGAUGGGGCCGAGCUGA